This is a messenger RNA of Dissoconium aciculare CBS 342.82, 1269 nucleotides long. RefSeq names its product glycosyltransferase family 15 protein. Gene Ontology annotation, cellular component: membrane; Golgi apparatus. Lineage: Eukaryota; Fungi; Ascomycota; Dothideomycetes; Mycosphaerellales; Dissoconiaceae. The record is from RefSeq and is a predicted model, not a curated record. The coding region runs from base 1 to 1269 and encodes 422 amino acids. Gene Ontology annotation, biological process: protein N-linked glycosylation; cell wall mannoprotein biosynthetic process; protein O-linked glycosylation. Gene Ontology annotation, molecular function: alpha-1,2-mannosyltransferase activity. The transcript is spliced from 2 exons.
AUGGCGGGCGGGACGCGGUUAUUCCGCUACAUCGUCAUCGCCUUUGUCGCCCUCAUCACCAUCCUCUACCUGACAGGCUCAUCCAACUCCGCCACCCGCGAACAGUUCAAGUCCGCCACCGACAAGCUUCGCACCCAGGGAUCAAACCUCCUCAACACCGGCUCGAGGAAGACGCCGGGCACCAAGGGUGAGCUGGCACACUCGGAUACUGCCGACACCUCUCCCAACCCGUACGCCGACUCGACUCCGCCUCACAAUGUCCUCUCCUCGGGGAGCGGAAAGCCCGCCCCUGGCCCUCGCAUGAACGCCACCUUCGUCACCCUCGCCCGGAACUCCGACGUCUGGGAGAUCUCCCAGAGCAUCCGGCACGUCGAGGACCGCUUCAACCGCAACUACAACUACGAUUGGGUCUUCCUCAACGACAAACCCUUCGACGACACCUUCAAGCGCAUUACCACCGCCCUGACCUCGGGCCGCGCCCGCUACGGGCUGAUCGGGCCCGAGCAUUGGGGGUACCCGGAAUACAUCGAUCAGGAGAAGGCGGCGCGCGUGCGCGAGGACAUGAAGCGCCGCCAGAUCAUCUACGGCGACAGCGAAUCCUACCGCCACAUGUGCCGCUACGAGAGCGGCCUGUUCUUCCAGCACCCCCUGAUGCUCGAGUACGAGUGGUACUGGCGCGUGGAGCCGAGCGUGAAGCUCUUCUGCGACGUGGCCUACGACCCCUUCGCCUACAUGGCCCAGCACGGCAAGAAGUACAGCUUCACCAUCUCGCUGUACGAAUACGCCGAGACGAUCGAGACCCUCUGGGAGAGCGUGACCAAAUUCAUCAAGAAGCACCCGCAGCACAUCGCGCCCAACAACGCCAUGGACUUCAUCUCCGACGACGGCGGCGUCAAGUACAACAUGUGCCACUUCUGGAGCAACUUCGAGAUCGGCAACCUGAACUGGCUCCGGGGCCCCGCCUACACCGAUUACUUCAACUUCCUCGACCGCGAGGGCGGCUUCUUCUACGAGCGCUGGGGCGACGCCCCGGUCCACUCCAUCGCCGCCGCCCUCAUGCUGAACAAGACGGAGAUCCACUUCUUCAACGACAUCGCCUACUACCACGUCCCCUUCACGCACUGCCCCACCGGCGAGCAAUUGCGCGUCGACCUGAAGUGCUCGUGCGACCCGGGCGAGAACUUUGACUGGAACGGAUACUCCUGCACGGGUCGCUGGUUCGACAUCAACGGCAUGAAACGCCCGGCCGGCUACGAGAAGGAGAACUGA